CAGCCAGUACAACUUUUCAACCAUGGUAGAAAUUCGGAAGUAUCGUACGGAACAAGAGAUUCCAACUGUCACUAACGUCUUUCGUGAUCUCUCUAAUGACUUAAUUAGACAGAGAGGUGGAGUUCGUACGAUACAACAUAUAUCUAUAACUGAGGAUUUAAUUUCUGAGUACUCGGGGCCAGGGGGUUCGGCGAUAUCCCUUUAUGAUGGUUACGCUCUACAACCAGUUGCGGUGAAGAAGCAGCUCUUGAAGCCAGGAAGACUAGAAAGAGAGAGAGAGAGAGAAAUUAUUCAUAUGCUGGAAAAAAAGGACGGUUGCAGACGUCUACUACAUGCUGUUGAGGUUGGAGAGAGUUCAUACAUGGUUAUGCGGCCAUGUAUCUGCAACUUGGAAGAUUUGAUUAAUUUCAAGACGAAAAUAAAUAAAGAUUUUACGGUCGUGGAUGCCCACUUGAUUGAGCUUUUGCCCGGUUUUGAGUUGCAUGAUGGUGAUAGUCCAAGACCUCAAACGCUAAAAAUAAUCAGGGAAUUGAUUGACGAGAUGACUAUUCGACAUUCAGUUGGAUUGGUCCAUUCUAAGCUCAAUCCACGUGUUAUAUUUUUGGCAAUGGAGGCAAAGCCGGUAGGUGAUGGACUAGAUAUGGCACCCUUAUGCGUCAGGUUUUAUGAUUAUGACACGUUGAUACAUAAUCAAACUGAUUCUACUGCACAAAUUGAUUCUACUGCACGUGAGCUUUCUAGCGUUUCUGAUAGUUGGAUUAAGUGGUGGAAAUCACCAGAACAACUCAGAGGGGAGGAACAAGGAAGCAUUCCUUCGGAUUUAUUUGUGUUGGGGACUGAUUUUCCAUUAUGUUCUUACUCAGGGUCUGCAUCCAUUUAAGAAUGACUUGGAAAUUAUUAAUGGUGAACCUGUAUUACAACUUAAAAGCUCACCUGAAGCAGUUCAUUUAAUCAGCAUGCUAUUAGAUAAAGAACCUAAUACAAGGACGAAUGUCAAAUUGAGUUCUCAUCCACUACUUUGGGAUGGGAAGAAGAAAUUGGAGUUUCUAUUGCGUUCUUGGCAUAGAGUUAAAAAAGCGCGGAGAGAUGUUGGAUCGAUGAAAUCAGCUCAAGAAACUGACGAAUCAAUUCAAUCAUCGGAUUCAAAGUGUCUUUUGAAUGAUUUGGAAGCACCUGGAACAAAAGGAAAAAUAUUUAACAAUGAAGAAAGUUGGAGGGCAAUUGUGGAGCAAAAGCUGCCUGGUUUUGAAAAAAGUGAAAAAAAAUAUACAUAUGAAGAUGUGGGGGACCUGCUCCGAUUCAUAAAAAAUAGGAUGUAUCAUUACUUGGAAGCCCCGAUAUUAGAACAGUGGGAAGGACCACUCUACGCUGCUGUUUAUAAAUUUUUUGCUGAGGUUUUACCUAAUCUGUUCAUAGAAGUUUAUCAAGUUAUUUUGAAACAUUGUAGCACCGAACAGUAUUUUUUGGAAUAUUUUGGGCCUUGAAACACUUAAGAACAGUGCUAGACUUUGUAACAAGUCAUCAUCAAAUGUUGCUUUUUUCUUUGGAAUGGAUUUAAGACUGCUUGUU
Alnus glutinosa is the source of this 1569-nucleotide messenger RNA. RefSeq lists its product as uncharacterized. Gene Ontology annotation, cellular component: IRE1-TRAF2-ASK1 complex. Gene Ontology annotation, molecular function: protein serine/threonine kinase activity; ATP binding; RNA endonuclease activity. The transcript is spliced from 5 exons. Gene Ontology annotation, biological process: protein phosphorylation; IRE1-mediated unfolded protein response; intrinsic apoptotic signaling pathway in response to endoplasmic reticulum stress. NCBI's taxonomy places the organism in Eukaryota, Viridiplantae, Streptophyta, Magnoliopsida, Fagales, Betulaceae. The record is from RefSeq and is a predicted model, not a curated record. The coding region runs from base 23 to 880 and encodes 285 amino acids.